Molecule: messenger RNA, 1350 nt
Organism: Cyclospora cayetanensis
Lineage: Eukaryota; Apicomplexa; Conoidasida; Eucoccidiorida; Eimeriidae
Product: bystin
Exons: 5
Coding region: 1-1350 (449 amino acids)
Biological process (GO): rRNA processing
Cellular component (GO): preribosome, small subunit precursor; nucleolus; cytoplasm
Molecular function (GO): snoRNA binding
Source: RefSeq, a predicted model, not a curated record
AUGUGCGUUUCUUUGGGUAUUGUUCUUAGGCCAAAGGCGGAGCGUCGGCGGCGCAAAGGCGCCCAGCGCCACAAUCCUUUGUACGAGGACGUCCUUGAUGCACAGGGUAUACCCUUGCCGGGAGGCGCUAUAAAGGCCAGUCGUAACAGGAAAAUCAAGGAGGCAGUGGAGGACGCGCAAACACUCGAGUCAGCUGCACGCAAUGACGUCGAGGGGGAGACCAUGCUGCCAUCCCGGCUGGGCACGAAGCUGCUGAAGUUAGUAGAAGACCAGCAGGAAGCCGAAGGAAUAGGGGCACCAUCUGAGGGAGAGGCGUCAAUAGACGAGGAGGAGGCUGACGAGGACGGCUUCAUUCUCCUGGAUUGCGAGGAAGAUGAAGACGACCUUGCCUUCUACAAACAGCGGGCUGGGAGCACCUCCAAAAACACAGUGAACCUGGCGGAUCUGGUCAUGGAACAACUCAGGAAGCAGACGGAUGCCCAGCCUGUGGAAGAGCCACCCGAGUCCACUUUAUCCCCCAAGGUUGUCGAGGUGUAUACGGCGAUGGCUCCCUUUCUUGCACGGUACAAAAGCGGGAAAGUUCCGAAAGCGUUCAAGAUCAUUCCUCGGUUACAUGCGUGGGAGGAAGUACUGGUGUUGACGAACCCGCCGUUGUGGUCGAAGCAGGCGACGAGGGAGGCCACUCGGAUCUUUUGCAGCAAUUUGAGAGAACAAAUGGCGCAGAGAUUUUUGUGCACUGUCCUACUGCCCGCUGUCCGCGAUGACAUCGCGGCAAACAAGAAACUGAAUUACCACCUGUAUAUGGCUCUGAAAAAAGCACUUUUCAAACCGGGUGCUUUUUUCAAAGGUAUUUACCUGCCGCUUGCCCUUGAUGGUUGUUCCAUUCGAGAGGCAGUGAUCGUGGGAAGCGUUGUUUCCAAGGUGUCUAUUCCGGUUCUUCACGGCGCUGCGGCAUUGGUUCGUCUGGCGGCUGUGACACCUGAACAAUGGAUUCCUUCGGUCAGCCACAUGAUGACAGUGUUGAUUGACAAGAAGUAUUCUCUUCCGGUUCAGGCUAUCGAUAGUUGCGUCACCCACUUCAGUAGAUUUAUUUCGAACGAAGUGAAAGUCACUGUCGCAUGGCAUAAAUGCCUUCUUGUUUUGGUACAACGCUACAAAGUCAACCUCUCAUCAUCCCAAAGAGCGAAGCUCAAAGAAGUUUUGAAGAUGUAUUUUCAUGCGAAAGUUGGACCGGAGAUCCGCAGGGAGCUUGCGGCGCAGCAGCCUGCGCUUCUUCUCGAGCAGCAGCAGCGUGCACUGCUCGCACUUGCCGAAAAUCAGAAAGAUACGCAACGAAUUGUUGUGGACUGA